This is a messenger RNA of Eremomyces bilateralis CBS 781.70, 3695 nucleotides long. RefSeq lists its product as uncharacterized. The transcript has 2 exons. Bases 363 to 3500 code for a protein of 1045 amino acids. The record is from RefSeq and is a predicted model, not a curated record. NCBI's taxonomy places the organism in Eukaryota, Fungi, Ascomycota, Dothideomycetes, Eremomycetales, Eremomycetaceae.
CAUGCCCAGGCUGACCACCAUGCAUGGACUUGCAAUGCAUUCCAGCAUCUGCAUGCGGAGGUUGCGGGAUUGAACUUGAUUCCAGAGUUUGAAUAUGAAUCUCCUACAUAUGAUUUGAAGAUUUGAUUUGUCUAUUUUACGUUUUCUUUCCACUCCUUCAUCAUUCUGUACCAAUUGUUUUUUUCCGAUAUUCCCGGAUUCCUGCUGGCGAUUGAAGGGGCCUAGCAGGUUGCCUACAUCGCUGCGUUGAAUCACAUCUGCCAAACCCGUCUUUCAAGCACUUGAUCGAGGUGAUAUGUGGUAUUAAAUCUGCCAGCUGCCCGGCAAGGCAUAAACUUCGCUCCGUCCUGCGCCGAAGAGUCAUGAACCGUUCUGCCAAUGGGAGUCGAUCUCCCAAACGUCGACGCAUACAUCGACCAAGUAUCCGUCAAGCUACUUUGAUCCUUCCUCGAACGGGGGAAAGAGUUAGAAGGGUCUUUACUCUUCAAUCACCUUCACCUCAACCGACUCCUGACGAUGGACCCGGGUUACAAAACGGUUAUCCAUGGUCGACACCGACCAGUUCCGGUGGUUCACCGUCCACCUGGUCUCGUAUUAAUGAUAUCCUGCUGAACACAUGGUCGAUAUGCGUAUCCCCCCUCGGCCAAGGGAUCCUGAAAUGCUCCCUAGCAUAUCUGCUCGGCAGCAUGGCCACUUUCGUCCCGCCCAUCGCGGCGAUCCUGGGGAAGAACGACGGGAAGCAUAUCGCGGCGACGGUCACGGUGUACUUCCACCCGGCGCGAUCGGUGGGGAGCAUGAUCCAGGCCACGAUGCUGGCGUUCAUCGCGUUCCUGUACGCGGCGAUGAUCUCGUUCUCUAGCAUGGCGGUGUCCGCGUUCUUCGGGAACAGGGAUAUGAUGGUCCUCGGACAUGUCCUGGUCCUUAUCAUCUUCUGCGGUGGUGGAUUGGGGUUCGUGGGUUGGCUGAAACAGAGGAUGGGGAAUCCGCUCGUUAACGUCGCUUGUUCGCUGACGUCGCUAGCGAUUAUCACCGUUCUGACGAAAGAAGGCGCCGUGCAAGCGGCGAUGUUCUCCUACGAGAAGGUUUUCCAGGUUUUGAAAAUGGUGCUGAUGGGCAUCACUGCGUCAAUCACCAUCAAUUUGUUGGUCACUCCGAGCUCCGCGCGGACGGAAUUGCGUAAGCAACUGGUCUUGGCCACCGACUCGCUGGAAGAUAUGUUGAGAACGAUCACGAGGGCAUUCCUGUCCGGAGAAGACGAGGCGACGAUGCAAUCAUCGUUUGGUGCUGCAUCAUCGCAGUUCAAGAAGACAUUCAGCAAGAUGACCACGACCAUCCAGGAUUCAGCCUACGAACACUACCUCCUUGGAACUGCGGCCGAGCAUCAAUUGAUGGUAACACUCAUGAACUGUGUCGAGCAACUUGCCCAAGAUCUAGGUGGUCUUCGUGGAGCAACCACUACCCAAUUCGCUCUCCUCAAUCAGUUCACCAAUAAUUCCGGCUACAAAUCGCCCGAUAUAGGCUCCCCACUCCUAUCUCCUUUCCGAAAUGAGACAUCAUCCCUCCUCUCAUCUAUCGGAGAUCUCUCCGUCAUCGACGAAGAGCCACACGAAGGCAGUAAUGGCCGCGUCCCCGAGCUGUCCGUCCCCGCCGGCCCUCCUGAGAUCUUCUCCUACUUCAUCGCCCACCUCGGCCCGCCGAUGAAGGCCCUCGCGUUCACCAUGAAGGAGAUCCUGCGCGAGCUUCCCUUCCGCACCACGCCGCCGUACGAGAUCGAAAUCGACCAUAACUUCAAAGACAGUCUGCGGGAUGCGAUGGACCUAUUCGCGCAGGCGCGGAAGGAGGCGCUGGAUCGGAUCUAUGAUAAUAAGGGACUCUCGAUCGCGUCGUCGACCGAGAUGGCUGCGGACCUGGAAGAGAUUGCGGCGAGCUGUGGGUACUUCAGCUCGUCGCUGCAGGACUUUGCGGAAGAUCUGAUGUUGUAUCUAAACGCGAUCGAGGAGCUGCAGGAACAUCUGGAAAUGGUUGGUGGGCCGCAAAGGUCGUGGAGCUGGCUUUUGAUUCCGGGAUUUUGGUCGAUGUUCCGACGCCGUCCGAAAGACGAGCUGGGGGACGAGGAGCAGCAACCGCUUCUUACCGAGGAGGAGAGGAACGAACAGGAACGGAGACCUACACAGACAAGCGAGCAAGUACGAAAACCCAAGCGGACGCUUCGAAGUCGGUUGGAGUGGCAUAACAUCAAAUCGUCGUUUGCGGGCGCGGUUUGGAAGACACUGUCGUUCCUCGCCCGGGAAGACGUCAAGUUCGCCGUGAAAGUCGGCAUUGGCGCCAUUCUCUUCGCGAUGUGGUCAUUCAUCCCCACCACGCGGCCGUUCUACUCCCAUUUCCGGGGAGAAUGGGGGCUACUGUCAUACAUGCUUGUAUGCUCGAUGACGAUCGGAGCGUCGAACACGACGGGACUCCAUCGAUUCAUCGGCACCUGCGUGGGAGCGGUUCUCGCCACCCUCGCAUGGAUCGUGGCCGACGAGAACCCCUUCGUUCUCGCCAUUUUAGGUUGGCUAGUAUCCUGCGGCUGCUUCUACCUCAUCAUCGGCCGCGGCAAAGGUCCGAUGGGCCGCUUCAUCCUCCUCACCUACAACCUCUCUGCGCUCUACGCCUACAGCCUCGCGAUCCAAGACGAAGACGAAGACGACGACGACGAAGGCGGCAUCAACCCGGAGAUCUGGGAGAUUGUCCUCCACCGUACCACGGCGGUCAUGCUCGGCUGCGUCUGGGGUAUCCUCGUCACUCGCUUCUUCUGGGCCAUCUCCGCCCGCCGCAAGAUGGUCGACGGCGUCGCCGUCCUCUGGCUACGCAUGGGCCUCAUCUGGAAACGCGACCCGCUCUCCCUCCUGCAGCUCGUCGAGGGCGAGGACGGUAUUACUAUUACCUCUGCCGCCGCGUCCGCAGCCGCGUCGUUCUAUCUCGAUAUCCGCGAGGUGCUACAUCUAAAACGAUAUCUCGCCCGGCUCAACGCGCUCAAGGCGUCCGCGGCGCACGAGUUCGGGCUCCGCGGUCCGUUCCCCGAAGCAACCUUCACGCGCCUCCUCGACAGCACAGAGCGGAUGCUCGACGCCUUCUACGCGAUGAAAGUGGUGAUCACGAAAGACCUCAAAGCGUCGCGCGGCGAGGCGGCGGUCCUCCAAUCGACGACGGAGGAGCGCGCGCACCUCUCGCAGCGCAUCAGCCACCUGUUCAGCGUGCUGGCGUCGUCGAUGAAACUGGAGUACCCGCUGAACGACACGAUGCCGAAUCUGGGGCAUCCGCGGGAUCGGUUCCUGGCGCGGCUGUAUCGGGUGUGGAACGAGCGGCGGGGGGAGGGGGUGUUGCGGGAGGAGGAUUUCGAGUUGUUUUAUGCGUAUGCAUUAGUGACGGGGCAGGUGAGUAAGGAGAUUGAGCAGGUGGCGAGGGAUUUGGAGGAGUUGUAUGGGGUGUUGCAGGAGGAGUCGCUGAAGUUGGAGUAGGGGUUGCUGGAAUCGAUCUUGGUACUUGGAUGGAUUGGGUGGUAUCUGGGAAUCCUUUGAGAACUAUUCUUUGCGAAGGAGCUGGAAAGGCGAAUAUCGAAGCUAACGGAAUGAUAGGCUCCUUAUCUGAGACCAUGUAUACUUAUUCCAUUAUCAUACCAAUCAAUAGUAGCAUAACCUAUUGUAAUAUCCUAG